GCUUUAUCAUGCUUCAGCUAGAUGUCUUAUAUGAUAUGACCUUCUCAUUUAAGGGUGCUGAAACGUUAACAUGGACAAACCCCAGAAGGAAAUCCCGGCUGACCACAAGAUGAGCGACUCUGGGAAGAACUCUGAAAAGCCAGUCACAGCCUGUCUUUUGAGCGCAGCCUUCUUUGGUGCCCUGGGAUCAUCUUUCAUUUACGGCUACAACCUCUCUGUGGUCAACGCCCCCGCUUUGUACAUUAAAGCUUUCUACAAUAAGACAUGGAUUGAGAGAUAUGGGGAGCCUAUUGCAGCAGAGACAGCCACCCUCCUCUGGUCCAUCACAGUGUCUAUAUUUGCUAUUGGAGGCCUUCUUGGAGCACUGUCUGUCUCUUCAAUCAUCAGAGUACUGGGAAGAAAGGGAACAUUGCUGCUGAAUAACAGCUUUGCCAUAAUAGCUGCUCUGUUGCUGUCCCUGGGUGAAAAGGCAAAAUCUUUUGAGAUGCUCAUCAUUGGCCGCUUCAUAAUCGGGGUUGACUCUGGUAUAGCUCUCAGUGUGCUUCCCAUGUACCUGGGAGAGAUUACACCAAGACAUAUCAGAGGUUCCAUUGGCCAGUUCAACUCCAUCCUGAUCUGCUUGGGAGUGUUCACGGGACAAGUGCUGGGGCUGCCCGAACUGCUGGGUCAGGAGUUCAGGUGGAACUACCUGUUUUCCUUCCUGGCGUUACCGGCAACAAUGCAGCUGUGUGUGCUGCCCUUCCUCCCCGAGAGUCCUCGCUACCUUCUGAUGGAGAGGAGGAAUGAAGCUGGAGCAGAAAGAGCCUUCCAGAGGUUUUUGGGGAAGAAGGAUGUGUCCCAGGAGUUGGAAGAAGUCCAUGCGGAGGCUCGAGCUCAGGACAACCUACAUAGUGCCUCUGUGUUACAGCUGCUGAAGACCCCAGCUGUUCGCUGGCAGCUCAUCACCAUCAUCAUCACCAUGGCCUGCUAUCAGCUCUGUGGCCUCAAUGCUAUCUGGUACUACACCAAUGGGAUCCUUCGUGAAGCAGGCUUUGCCGAGAACAUUCUUCCCUACAUCACACUGAGCACUGGGGCUAUAGAGACUUUGGCUGCCAUCAUCUCGGGCUUAGUGAUAGAACGGAUUGGGAGGAAGCCCCUCCUAAUAUUUGGUUUCUCUGCAAUGGCCGUGUUCUUCAGUCUACUCACAGUGUUCCUCAAUUUCCAGGACAGUGUGUCAUGGAUGCCCUACCUCAGCUACAUCUGUAUACUGGCUGUGAUUGCGUCCUUUUGCUCUGGGCCAGGUGGUAUCCCCUUUGUCCUGACCGGGGAACUGUUUGAACAGUCCUACCGACCUGCGGCCUUCAUGAUCGCUGGAACCGUAAACUGGCUGUCCAACUUUGCUGUGGGCCUCCUGUUCCCAUUCAUUCAGGAGAAGCUGCAGUCCUUUGCCUUCCUGGUGUUUGUGGUGGUGUGCAUCUUGGGAUCUAUCUACCUUUAUCUCGUUCUCCCUGAAACCAAAAAUAAAACAUUUAUAGACAUCAGUCAGAGCUUUUCCAAGAUCAACAAAAUCCCUGUCUUCUCCCCUGGCCAUGAAAUGGAGCUGGUUUUGUCCAUUAAACCUGACAUGAACGGAAAAGUCAAACAUGUUGCUAAAAUGGAGAGCUCCUUCUAGCUGGACUGUGAAGCAGGGUUGAAAUACAAACCGAAAGUCUUUGUUGUUUGUACAUAUUUAUUUAAUGACGGUUAUCAAUGAAAUAAAAAUUUGUGCUUUUGGGUAGUUUCAAUGUAUUUUGUAGACCGACAUGUUUUAUAUGACUAAUGUUUAGGAAUAUCACAGUAUUCAGUUUACAGCAAUUAU
This is a messenger RNA of Morone saxatilis (striped sea-bass), 1837 nucleotides long. It is a transcript of the gene slc2a9l2, whose product is annotated as solute carrier family 2 member 9, like 2. NCBI's taxonomy places the organism in Eukaryota, Metazoa, Chordata, Actinopteri, Moronidae. The record is from RefSeq and is a predicted model, not a curated record. The transcript has 12 exons. Gene Ontology annotation, cellular component: membrane. The coding region runs from base 71 to 1651 and encodes 526 amino acids. Gene Ontology annotation, biological process: monosaccharide transmembrane transport. Gene Ontology annotation, molecular function: hexose transmembrane transporter activity.